Schistocerca nitens (vagrant locust) is the source of this 1414-nucleotide messenger RNA. RefSeq names its product scaffold protein salvador (gene sav). The transcript has 10 exons. The coding region runs from base 35 to 1414 and encodes 459 amino acids. Gene Ontology annotation, molecular function: protein binding; molecular adaptor activity. Lineage: Eukaryota; Metazoa; Arthropoda; Insecta; Orthoptera; Acrididae. Gene Ontology annotation, biological process: hippo signaling; apoptotic process; regulation of cell population proliferation. The record is from RefSeq and is a predicted model, not a curated record.
UAUCAGAAAUAUUUACAAAUAAUUAAAUGUUAAAAUGCUCUCGAGGAAAAACAGAGAUUUGAGAACUAUCAAGGAAGGUGUAGUUGGAAAAUAUGUCAAGAAAGAAACGCCUCCAGAAAUGCCCAUAAUCAAUGUAUGGACGACGGAGCCUACCAAGAAGUCACAUAGACGGAUUAACCAGAGUCCUUCACCAACCACAAGCACUGUGCAGGAAACCAGCAUAACUCAAAAAUUUGGUAAUAAUCGAAUUGCUCCCAACCUAGGAGGUCAUGAAGGAAAAUACACUCCAAGCAGUUCCGUCCCAGAUAUUGCUCAGAGGUUUGCAAGCAUGUCUGUGGGUAGUGGAAGUGGCAGUGAUGGAAGUGGAAGUAAUUCACGUUUGCCUCCCACAACAUAUGGAACAGCUUUGGUUCCUUCAGUAAGUCAUACAUAUUUCAACCAGUACACUGGAUCUGAGUACAGCCUGAAUAAAAUGCAGUCACCUCAGCUGAGUCCCAGCUAUAUUUCUGUACGUGGAUCAACAGAAGCUACUGACUUGCAUGAACGUAUUCCAAUCCACCAUGAAGUAAACUAUGGAAAUUCUUCGGUCUACCAUUCUCGUGUGGAAGAAUAUAGAGUAUCACCAUAUCAACAGGUCCCUGUGCCAUAUAAUCAGCAUGUGAGCAUCCAUCCUCUGCACACACCUAGACAUUCACACCAGAGCUUCCACAAUGCACCAGCCCAUUCAUCACCACACCAGCGAGCUCAGGGAGACCAGAACUCCUCACAAGCAAUUGAUCAGACAGAAGAGUUGCCACUGCCGCCUGGAUGGUCUGUUGAUUAUACAAUGAGAGGUCGAAAGUAUUACAUAGACCACAAUACAAAAACAACUCAUUGGAGUCAUCCUUUGGAGAAGGAAGGGCUCCCAACAGGUUGGGAGAGGAUAGAAUCCCCUGAAUAUGGUGUUUACUAUGUAAAUCAUAUAACCCGACAAGCACAAUAUGAACAUCCUUGUGCACCACAUUACAUUUACCAGCCAGAGGCAAGAGUUCAGAUGGAAGUACAACCACGAAUGCUUGCACCACCACCAAGACACACUCAUUUUCAUCCUCACAGUGUACUUGUUCCUGCAAAUCCUUAUCUGAAUGAAGAAAUACCGCAGUGGUUAGUUGUGUACUCCAGAGCAUCAAAAGAAUUGGAUCACAAGUUGAGAUGGGAAAUGUUCAGAUUACCUGAAUUGGAUUGUUUUAGUGCCAUGUUAACACGUUUAUAUAAACAAGAACUGGAGGAAAUAGUAAUGCGGUAUGAAGCAUACAGGGCUUCCUUGGUGCUUGAAAUUGAGCGACGUUUGACGGCUGCUGCUGAACAGUCGGGAGCUACCACAGAGCUAUUGAAAGAAGCAGCUUUGUCUCAGCAUGUAGAGACCAAAGUAUAA